Molecule: messenger RNA, 2086 nt
Organism: Dreissena polymorpha
Lineage: Eukaryota; Metazoa; Mollusca; Bivalvia; Myida; Dreissenidae
Product: FMRFamide receptor-like
Exons: 1
Coding region: 108-1244 (378 amino acids)
Biological process (GO): G protein-coupled receptor signaling pathway
Cellular component (GO): plasma membrane
Molecular function (GO): G protein-coupled receptor activity
Source: RefSeq, a predicted model, not a curated record
UCUGAUGAAUGCAGAACUCCGAAUUCGUUGAAGUUUCAUCUGAAACCAUGGACGCCAAAUGACAUUUCAAUUAUCGAGAUGAACUGGCACAUAUUAACAAGUGAACAAUGAGUAAACUCGUGAGUGAUUAUUAUCUUGAGGACAAACAAAAUGCUUCCAAUCGAACAUAUGACCACGUUUAUGAUUUAUACGCUGGUGACGAAGAGGAAAGCUUCAUGAUCAUAUUUGGAAAUGGCUUCUAUGUCUACGUUACUCCAGUUAUUCUGAUGGUGGGAUUGUGUGGUAAUUCUCUUUCACUAUGUGCAUUUUGCUCUAAGAAAAUGAGACGAAUGUCAGCAAGCAGAUAUUUAGCGGCAUUGUCAAUAUGUGACUUAAUGGCUUUGGUAUUUUACGUGCUGAGUGAAUGGCUACGACGCGGAUUAAAUACGAUAGUUCCUGGCUAUCAUGGUUCGUUCCUGGAUACACCAGUGGUAUGCCAAGUGUGGCUUCAUUUGAGUUACAUGUCACGACUUUUAUCUGCUUGGCUUAUCGUUACCUUUACAUGUGAACGUUAUAUUGGUGUCUGUAUGCCGCUACGAAGGCGUAACAUGGGAUCCCUCAAAGAGACCAACCGAAUUAUUACAUUACUGUUUGUUCUAUCGUGUAUCGUUGCUAUAUACAAGCCGGUGACAAGUGAAGUUCGAGCGCUGAAUAACAUGACUGCGUGUACAAGCAAAGAAUCCUUUGAAUUCGAAGCGUUCGUUUUGGACAGCUUGUAUGCGCUGAUUAUAACACUUGCACCAUUCGUAAUUAUAUCAACGUUGAACAUUUUAAUUGUUAGAAAGCUUCUGAAUCGAAAGAGGAAAAACAAGUUCAAUUUGGUAACCGAGGAAAAUGCUAUAAGAUUAGAGUUCACAUUUAUUUUGUUAGCAAUUUCGUUUUUCUUUAUUGCGUUGAACUUGCCGUAUUUCUCCAUGUGGGUAAAACAGUUUUUGCAAUCGCAUUACUUGCAUUCAACAUUCGACCACACGGAUGAUCUUAGCUUUGAAUAUUGGCAAGGAGUUACGAAAAUUACACGAACAAUUUUCAACAUAAACUAUUGCAUCAACUUUUUUCUUUACAGUAUCACAGGGGCUUGUUUUCGACUACAAUUACGGGCACUUUUCAGCCGAUCACGUAAUUCUCGCCGGUCAUUUUAUCAAUAUCAACCUACUGGAAAUAGAACACAGUGUACAAAUUCGAGGUCCAGAACUUCGCGGGUAUAAUGAACAUGUGCUGUAUGGUUGCAAACCAAACAAGAGCGAGUUCGUCACGAUUUAAAUUAUUAAAUAACACAUAGCUUUAAUAACUAACAUUUAAAUUGCCUCCACAAGCAUGAUGUUUUCUUUAUGUGGUUCAAUGAACAAAGAAGGGUUUACUGAGCCCAGCGCUGCUUUACCCAUCAUAAACCACAAUCCAGUGUAUUUGUGAAUAUUUUCAGUGAAUCAUAUCGGGUAAUAUAUACCUUGUAAUGGCUUAGAGCACGAUCGCCCUAUAAGUAGUUUUAUAUUACCAGAAUAAUAUUUACAGAUCAACAUACAAAGAUCAAGCAUUUGCUCUAGUGUCCAUUAUAUAUGAAUUAGUUACAAAAAACGGCAGAGUUGAAUCAUGCAUGUUUCAGACCAUAUGGUGUUACUUUGUACAUACGUAAAAGAAAAUAUUAAACUUAACAUCUAUUUGUAAUAAUGGAUGUUGUAAAGAUACCAUAUAUAUUACUUUUUAUUUUGAACCUUAUUAAAACGUGUAUAGUAAAAUCGUUUAUAAGUUAUUAAUCGACACUUGUCUAUGUGAAUAUUAUCUAUUAUAUCUACUCUCAAUAAAAUAACGACAGCUCGAAGCAAUCUAGCAUUUAUUGAGACAAUCAAGUAGAGCUAACAGCUGUGUGGAACUACAUCAAAACUCAUUAAAACGUUAAUAAAAUAAUGAUUCUUCACAAAACCGAAUCAACCCGGGUAGCAGAGUUCAUUUUAUUUGUUUAUUAGUUAUCAGUAUCAUUUUGUUAUUAAAUGCUACUCUAUUUCCUCAAUUAUGUAGUCAGAAACUAAGGAGUUCCUCAUUUCGGAAAUAU